AUGUAUGACAACAUCUCUGAUUUCACAAGAUAUGAUGACGACCAUGACCCCGAACACGGUGAAGAAGAAGUUUUACAAACAUCCAUUAAGACAGGAAAGGUUUUAACUCAAAGUCUCAUUAUUGACACCAAAGAUGGCGAAGUGGACGUUCUUCAAGAGCUGAAGAAAAAUACUUCUUCGGGAGGUGGUGGUAGGCAUGAACUUGAAAUAAAUGAGAUAGAAGAGAAAUUAGCCGAAAAAGCAGAUAAAGAACAUAAACACAAUAUCUCCGAUAUAAAUGAACUUCAAGCUACAUUAAAUAGUAAAACAGAUAAAAAUGAACUUGACGCAAUGAACAAAGUUUUGAAAUCUCAUAAACACAAUAUCUCCGAUAUAAAUGAACUUCAAGCUACAUUAAAUAGUAAAGCGGACAAGAACCAUGUUCAUUAUAUAACUUCAGACGAACAGAUUAUAACGGACUACCAUGGAUAUUUAACACGAAGUGAUGAAGCGAAGACAAAAAAUGUUAAUGAAAGAAGAUAUAAAUACAUUCGUGCUAAAGGUUAUGACAUAAGCUGUACUGUACAGUAUGAUGUAGCUAAAGCACCAGAAGCAUUUGGUUAUACCGGUGAAAUUUAUGCCUCUACUUUCAAUGUUAACGGUGUAUUAGUUGAACCAAGAUUUACUUUGAGAGUUAAGGCAAAAAUAACGUUUGAAGAUGCUAUUAAAAGUAAAGCUGACAAAGUUGAACUCGAAGCAAUGAACAAAGUUUUGAAAUCUCAUAAACACAACAUCUCCGAUAUAAAUGAACUUCAAGCUACAUUAGACAGUAAAGCUGACAAGAACCAUACACAUAAAUCCUUCACUACU
Messenger RNA from Trichomonas vaginalis G3, 849 nucleotides. Its product is annotated as keratin-associated protein family. The transcript has a single exon. The record is from RefSeq and is a predicted model, not a curated record. The annotation marks the transcript as partial. NCBI's taxonomy places the organism in Eukaryota, Parabasalia, Trichomonadida, Trichomonadidae.